GCAAUAGUCUGCGUCGGCUCCUGAAGGGGGGGGCGGAGCGGGUGAGAGGCGGCGAGGCAGAGAUGCCUGCGAGCCCGAGGCUGCUCGGUUAGCGUGGACGUCCUGCGGGGAGGGGCAUCAUCAGCCUCUGGGAGAGAAGAAGCGGAGCACGCCGGUACUGGCCGAGGAGGGGCACAAAGCCGCUGAGGGACGCCUUUUUCUGCAGGGGUGCCUGCGAAGCAGAGAUGCUCUUCUGGGGGUAGAACCGGCCGGAGGAGAGAGGUUCUCAUAAUCUCUUUUUGCGCAGCUGCACCCCCUUCAGAUCAGCUUCCCUGUAUCUUCUUUUAAAGGCUGCUUCCUAACCAGCCAGGGAGAUUGUGCUUCUAAGGUUGAGUUUUAUACUAUGGGAUGGGUGAAGAAGAAAGCAGAUACGUUUCCCAGCUCAAGGAUGUGUACGACAGCUGCGAUACCACAGGCACCGGAUACUUGGACAAGGAUGAGCUGACAGAGCUAUGCCGAAAGUUACACCUAGAAAGACAGCUCCCCCUACUCCUGGAGACGCUCUUGGGAAACAAUCUCUUUGCUAGGGUUAACUUUGAAGAGUUUAAGGAAGGCUUUGUGACCGUAUUGUCCUCAAGCAUCAAUCUUGGGCUUUCUGAUGAUGAGAGCAGUUACUUGGAGCCAGCUGUUCCAGAGGGAGUGGAGCCCAAAUACAUCAAUGGGGCCAAGUGGUACGGCCGCCGGACAAGGCCAGAACUCCAGGGCACAAAGCUGGAAACCCCCAAGUAUUUGCAAGAGCAGCAAGCAAAGGCAAACGUGAAAAGUCAGUUGAGACACUCGGCAUCUUUGGAGAGUGUGGAGAGCCUUAAAUCAGAUGAAGAGGCUGAAAGCACGAAAGAACAACAGCACGAGAAGUUUGAGGGUCAAGGCCGAAUUUGCACCUGGGAUGAUGGCCUCUGUGAUGGCCCCAGAAAAGUCUCCACAUCAUAUUUUGACAUGACUGAGAAUCAGGUCCGGGACAUUUGGGAAGACCUUGGCAUUGGAAAGAAUGGGUACCUUAACAAACAAGAGCUGGCUGCCGUUUGUAAGAACGUUGGACUCAAAGAACUGGAAAAAGAGGAUCUUGAAGAAUUGUUUAAUCAGUUGGAUAGUGAUGGAGAUGGCAGAAUAAGUUUAAAGGAAUUCCAGCUUGGCUUGUUCAACCACAGCCUUGUUCUUUGUCCAGUUUCUUCUACACCUCUCAAACCAAGAUGUCAAAGAUCACCAUCCCAUCAGAUUAGCAAAGACAGGGGGCGUCGAAGUUCAACUCCGUCUUUCUUAUCUGCCUCUGUGGCUUUGAAUCUUUUCGCCAGCAUUGAUGACGGCACUGGAUUUGCAAGUCCUGAGCAAGUUGUCUCCAUCUGGGCCCAGGAAGGGGUUGAAAACUGCAAGGAGAUUCUUAAGAGUCUGGAUUUCAACAUGGAGGAGAGAGUUAACCUCUUGGAGCUGUCUAUGGCCCUUGAUGAGGAGCUAAUGUCUUCCAAGAGUGGACUUCAGCAGGCAGCUUUUGCUUCCUACAGACACGAACUUCACCGUUUAGAGGCUCAGGUGGAGCAAAUCUCCAUUGAGAGAGACAAAGCCAGAGCUGAACUGGAGAAGGUGGAAAAGCGGAACUUGCAGCUUUUUGAGGAGGUGGAUGAUCACAACAGUGCUUUGGAGCACCACAAUGAGAGUAAACUCAAAGACCUUGAGCAAGAUUACAGAGGAAAGCUGACUGUUAUGAAGUCUGAAGUAGAGAUGGAAAGGGAGUUACUCUGGCAACAAUUGAACCAUCAGAGAACCAAGUUAGAAGCAGACAUAAAAUCUCUCCAAGAGGAAGAGUCUAGCCUGAAGGAGAAGCUGACCUUAGUGAUCAAGGAGAAUAGUCGCUUACAAAGUGAAGUUGUUGAAGUGGUUCAAAAGCUGUCUGAGUCUGAAAAACAAGUUCUAAACCUUCAGAAGGAUCUUGAUUUCAUGUUGAAAGAAAAGCUGGGACUACUGAAUCCACACAGCACAGAGCUCUUUGAUCAAGAAGAACACUUUGCCAAAAUCAUUAAAGAAUAUGAGCAGCAGUGUCGGGAUCUACGUGACAAAAAUGACGAGCUGCAAAUGGAGGUUGAAAAACUGCGUCGUUUCCAUUUGCAUGAAAACAAGCAGAACUUAACCUGGCAUAGAAUGAAGGCCAACGAACUUGGGGGAAGGCUGCUGUGUGAAAACGUAAAAGCCAGAAUUCCAGGCAACAUACCAAAAGAUGAUGAGCUCCUUCUUGGAAGCCAGCGCUUACCAGUGGCAGGCCAAAAUGGAGUACUUCUCAUGAAAUCCGAUCCCUAUUCAGUAAGUAUAGAAAUGGAGCUCCUGGUAGAAGAACUGAAAGAACAGCAUCAAGAUCUGAAAAUACAGCUGGAAACCAAGGUAAACUACUAUGAAAGAGAAAGAGAACUAAUGAAAAGGAUCUUUGAGAAGGAAAGGAAGGAAAUUGAACAAGGUUUUAAGAUUGAGAUAAGUGAAUUGGAGGAACAGAAGAGUGAUUUGGAAAAACUGAAUCUGAAAUGCCAGGAGGUGAUAGAUGGCUUGAAAGACCAGAUUCAGAAACUAGUUCCUGCCCAAGAACUCAAGAAGAGAUUUGAGAAAGAGACGUCAGACAUGGAGCAGUACUAUACCAAAGAGAUUUCCAAUUUGGGACAGAGAUUGGCCCAGGAAAGGGACAGAUUGGAAGAAGACAUGAAGAUGAAACAUGAAACUGAGAUGCAUCUCAUGAGAAUUGAACUCCACAGAAUUUCAGAAGACAACGUUCUCCUAAAAAAUAAACUUGGAAGAUUUCAGCAAGAAUUGGAAGACGUUGGUGAAGCAAACAGAAAGCACAGGCACUUACCAAGGCAUAAUUACAUUCAUCGGGAGUCCGCCUCCAUCUGCACUCAAGCCUUCUCCGCUCUUGCUUCAUCGCUCUCAGCUCCAAGAAAACACAUUGACGAAUUGAUGGUGGAAAAAGAGAAGGCCAUGUAUGGAAUAGAAGAAUUAAAUCAACUGAAUAAGCACUACAAGGAGGAAAUCUUUCAGUUAAAUGCCAGGACAGAUCAGCUGAGCCGUGAACUCUCUGAGCUAAGCAGCAAUAAUAAGGCCAAUCAGAAUACAAUCGGUUUACUGAAUCAGAGGUUUGUUGAGCUGGAGAAUCAAAAAGAGCACGAAGCUGUGGUUGCCACGCAAUUUCAGGAGGCCUCUGCUGAAUUGACAAAGGAGCAUCUUCAGCGGCAGUUGGCAUGGCUGGAAGAGAAGGCCCUGCUAGAGGAACAGCUGAAGAUCUCCAGGGAAAAGAACAACCAGUCUCAGGAGUUGGAGGUUGAACUGGAACAUUUGACCCAGGAGUGUCAGAUGCUAUGGCUAACGAAAGCACAACUGAGAGAAGAGGUGGAGGAAGGCCAGGUUUGGUUACUGGAAGCCAACACAAGCUUGAGCAUGGCAGAGUCUCGACAUUCACAGGAGCUGCAACAGUUAAGGGGCCAGGCAGACCAUUCCGUACCUAAGGACUGCCUGGCUGAGCUAGAAAAGAGAUUGGCAGAAGAACAGAAAAUGGUUAGGCAGUUACAAGGAGACCUCAGCUUCCAGGCCGAGCAGAUGAGAUGGCAGCUGGCCAUAUAUCAGGAAGAGCAUGAGAAUUCACAAAGACUAAUGGAGGAAAAAGUGGGAGAACUGGAGAUGAAUUUGAAGAAUGUACAAAUAAUGCUUCAGGAAAAGGUGGCUCAACUCAAGGAGCAGUUAGAAAAAAAUACCAAGGCUAAUCUACUGCUGAAAGACCUGUAUGUGGAAAAUGCACAGCUGAUGAAAACUCUGCAGGUUACAGAAGAGAGGCAGAAGACCACAGCCAACAGGAACUUAAUCUUGGAAGAGAAAAUAUCAUCUUUGAACAAAUUAGUUAGAGAAAUCACUUUGGCAUCUCAGUGAAAUCUGCUUCUCAGUUAUGUUGGCUUCAAACUGGAAAUGGUAAUCUGAGGUAGAAACAAUACUCCAUGCAGUGGCCAACUUUGCUUGUACAUUUCAGAUUUUGACCAAAUAAAUUAGAUGCACUUCAAUGACAGGACUCAAAGUACAUGAUAUCCAAGGGAUCCUCCAUCUAUUUCAUGUAGGGAAAACAUUAGUGCUACUUGGGUAGUGCCCCUGAACCAGAAGACAGCAUAACCAGCAGGGGAAAAGUACUCUCAGGGAGAAGUUUGAAGAUGGAUAUGCAACCUACUAAAAAAUAAAAUACCCUCUCCCUAUUUUUCCAAUGGAAAAGCUAAAGCUUUUAGUGCCUUGUGAUCAUUUUUACAGAUGCAGACUCUUCUGCUCUUGUUCUGCCUUAGGAGUGGAUAUUGUGAUUACAAUAUUCUUACAUUCCCAUCCAUUUGUCUGCACACUGGCUUGUAUUGUGUAUAUAUGUACAGUUUUAUUUUAUACAAGAAUAUUUACUCCUUCAGUCAUGUUGUAUAUCAUUUGGAUAGAUCUGUAAAUGAAAAAACCAACCCUGCUGUAUUUUGUUUUGCUCUGGGUAAACAACCUUUUUAAAUUAAAUAA
Molecule: messenger RNA, 4545 nt
Organism: Rhineura floridana
Lineage: Eukaryota; Metazoa; Chordata; Lepidosauria; Squamata; Rhineuridae
Gene: NINL
Product: ninein like
Exons: 26
Coding region: 388-3936 (1182 amino acids)
Biological process (GO): microtubule anchoring at centrosome
Cellular component (GO): centrosome
Molecular function (GO): calcium ion binding
Source: RefSeq, a predicted model, not a curated record